Messenger RNA from Didymella exigua CBS 183.55, 594 nucleotides. RefSeq lists its product as uncharacterized. The transcript has a single exon. The record is from RefSeq and is a predicted model, not a curated record. The coding region runs from base 1 to 594 and encodes 197 amino acids. Lineage: Eukaryota; Fungi; Ascomycota; Dothideomycetes; Pleosporales; Didymellaceae.
AUGGCGUCCCAUAUUCCAGCAUUCCACCCGGCUAUCAUGCCGUACAGAUCCAACAUCAAGGAAUACAGUAGAGACCACCGAGCCUGGAUCCAGGAUGGCAAGAAGUUUCACGGCGUCAAGUCCCACAAGGCCUUUAUCUGGCCCAAGGAUGGCAGGAACGGAUCCAAGUGGGGCCGCAUGAAGGACAUACUGCAAGACAAAGGUCCUGACAUCCACAUUGCUAUCAGCGCCGACAAAAUGGACCAUAUGAAGAAUCGACAACACAAGUCACGCUGGGCUGACUGGACUUGCCUCGAUAACCGCGACAGGGAUGUUUCGAUGUCGCCAAUCAAGUAUGCCUCCUGGACACACAACAAUGCGCUUGGUGGACGCGCUCCCGGGCUGAGCUACGACUUCCGCACUCGAAAGUAUGGCAAAGCAGACAAGCACACUUGGACGGAUGUCAAGUGGCAGCCGGAUCCCAACGGGAAACGUCUGUACCCAGAAGCUUUCCGGUCUUUUUAUGGCGACUGGUACCAGGACAACGACUACAUUCCUUUGAUCAGACAUUAUCCGCAUCUUGCACAUCCUGGAUAUUUCGGAUAUAUCUCCUAG